Meloidogyne enterolobii is the source of this 804-nucleotide messenger RNA. The record is from the annotation of a GenBank genome assembly. NCBI's taxonomy places the organism in Eukaryota, Metazoa, Nematoda, Chromadorea, Rhabditida, Meloidogynidae.
AUGCCUUUUAUGGGAUUAAAAGGAUCAAAAGGAAUUUACAAAGUUCAACCAAUUAAUAAAGAAAUUUCUGUAAAUAAUAAUGGCGUUAAUAAAAUAAUAAUUGAAGAAGAACGGAAAACAGAAUGGGGAUUAAUUUAUUUGUGUGCUUUAUUUACAUUUACUGCUUCUGUUCAAUUUACUUUGUUUUUUACUUCUUUAUGGCCUUUUAUGCAAAUUUUGGACGAUUCAGUUACUGUCACCUUUUUUGGUGCAAUAAUAGCAAUGUAUUCUCUUUCACAAAUUGUUGCCUCUCCACUACUUGGAUUUUGGUCUACUCGAAUUGAAAAGCUUAAACCGCCCUUAAUGAUAUGCAAUUUUUUAAUGUUUUUAGGCAAUUUUCUGUAUUGUUUAGUUGAAUUAUUCCCCUUGAGUAUGUCAAGAUACGUGAUGCUUGCUUCUAGAUUUACGGCUGGUAUUGGAUGGGCACAAGUUGGCCUAUUGAAAUCAUUUGCCUCAUCAGCAUCCAUAAAUAAAGACAGAUCAAGAGCUACAGCUUUUAUAACUGGCGGAAUGGCUUUAGGCUCUACAAUUGGACCUGGUAGAGGGAAACAAAAAAUAGUUUUAAGUUUUGAAUUUUCAGCAUUCCAAAUACUUUUUACUUGGAUUGGAUAUCCGGGAUACCCUAUUUGUUUAGAUAUUUUUGGUUUGCCUAAAUAUUGUUUGAAUAUUUCUAUGUUUACUGCACCAGCUUUGGCUGCAUCUAUUGUUAAUAUUUUUCUUUUAUUUUUGCAGGUUGGAAUAAUUAAAAAAUACUUUUUAAAUUAA